AAAUCCAUUGAAUAAGUACUUAUCAACGUACUAGGGAUCAUAUAAUCACCGUAAGACCUUCGAAAGUAAUGUCACAGAAGGGUCACGGUCCCAUGUCUGAAAUCAGUAAAAGGAUAAAAAUUCAAAUGAUGUUGGGACUAAUUUUAAACGCUACAUGAUCAAAUGUCUACAUAUAGAGACAAUACUGAUUUGAACGGCCAUCUCUAGUUAAAAGUCUGUAGUUAAAAGUCUAUCUCAAGUUAUUAAUAGAAGUCUGUUUCUAAUUAGAUGCGUAUUCAAGUUAAAACAAUUCUCAAACAGUUCCAAACUAACUCCUAUCCUUACAUUCACACACACACACACACACAUGUAUGGAAACCUACUUGUAACUAAUGGAAACAAAAGACUACGUCCUAAUCCCAAGACAAAAAAAAAAGAAAGAAACAUCUCUCACCUAGCUGUCCACCAGAUAUCAUCCUCACUCAUAACAUCUGAAAGUUGAGGAACAACUGAAUAAUUUGGUAACUAAACUGAAUUGAUUUUGAAUUACCGGGAGACUACAAAACAUACUCAUCAACAUUGUAUAUCGGAAAAUCUGGCAAAUGGAUUUGAAAAAGUUUGUCAGCUCAUUGGUUUCAGGCUCCAAAACAUUCAGAGUAGAUUCAUUAAGUGAAACACCGGAUAAGGCAUGGGAAAAAUAUAAGAAACACUUACAUAUUGAAAAAGUAGAUCCCCUAAGUUUGAUCCAUACAAGGGACCCAGAUAAAUAUCUACGGUUUGUUUGUAUUUCUGACACCCAUUGCAACAUAGAGAAACAGAAGAAUUUUGUGCCAGAAGGCGAUGUUUUACUUCAUGCAGGAGACUUUUCACACUGCGGACGCUUGUCAAACAUCAAAAAAUUCAAUGAUUUUCUCGGAUCUCUACCUCAUCAAUAUAAAAUAGUCAUUGCUGGAAAUCAUGACAUAAGUUUUGACACAGAUUUAUUAAAAAAACCACAGUAUAUUUUCAAGAAUGAUAUUGAGAAAGACCUCAAGGAUUUACAAGUUGAGUCAGCAAAAGCUUUUCUUACCAACUGUAUUUACUUGGAAGAUUCUUAUGUGGAUAUCCAUGGUUAUAAGAUCUAUGGUUCUCCUUGGCAACCACUUUUUUGCAACUGGGCCUUCAAUCUACCCCGAGGUAAGGAACUGCUGGAAAAAUGGAAUCUUAUCCCUGAUGAUGUGGACAUCUUAAUGACACAUGGACCACCUCUGGGUUAUGGAGAUCUUUGCAGAUCUGGCUUGAGGGCUGGUUGUGUUGACCUCCUCAACACCAUUCAGAAGCGUGUCCAACCAAAAUUUCAUGUUUACGGACAUAUUCAUGAAGGUUAUGGCAUCCUGACUAAUAAGAUGACAACAUUCAUCAAUGCUUCAAGCUGUACAAUAAACUAUUGCCUCACAAAUCCACCCAUUGUAUUUGAUCUCCCCUUAUACAAGUCUGAGGCAUCUUAACAUUACAGAAAACGCUUACAUUUCCACUCUUCUUUCUUUCAAUUCAUAUAGUUAUUUAAUGUUAAACGUUUUUGUUAGGAUUUUUGUUAAACUGUUUUAUAUUCAAUUUUUCCAAGUUGCAAGUCAGAUUGUAACACAAAUCCAGACAUUUGCAUUAAUUUUUGAGAGCAAAUGUUUCAUAGCCAGUUGUCUUUCCUAUCAUCAAUAUAAACCAUUCACUUGUGAGGAGAGGGUAACACAAGAAAAACCAGUAAUAUUUAGUUUAACCCUUCAGUGUUUAAACCUGUUUUGUGUUUCAAACUGGUCAGAUCUAGCUUCUACCUAUUCAACAAUAUCAUUUUGAAUACAGACAGUUACAUCAUCAAAAUAUCAAAGCUACAAGAUAAUACAUAAUUAAUUGAAAAUGACGUGAAUAGAUAAACAUUACAUUUGACAGUAAAAUGAAUGCUGAAGGGUUAAACAAUCAACAUGAUUUUAUGUUUAGGGAGAGUCAUUAUGCCAAUAUAAUUAACUUAACACACACACUGGUUCAAAUCCACUCAAUUGGUUAAAUAUCCAAUUGUUUUGUCUUUUGUUUGUCAAAGCUCUUUCAUUGCUACUUGCAACUUUUUCAAUAACUACCGACUUAGCCUGUUAUAGAGGCUGUGUUUGUUUGUUUGAGAUCUUGCUGCAUGUGAGCCUGCAUGCACUUAUGCUAGUGUAUUGGAAAGGCUGCAAAUAGUAAUGAAAGAGCUUUGACAAACAAAAGCAAAACAAUCAGAUAUUUAACCAACUGAUUAAUAAUAAAUGAGUGGAAUCGAACUAGUGUGUGUGUGUGUGUGUUAAUUAUAUUGGCAUAAUAACUCUCCCAAGACACAAAAUUUAUUUCAACACAAAUUCACAUAGAGAAUCUUGCAAACCAGAUGCAAAAAUGAAACCAACAUGGUACAUUACCAAUAAUGCAUUUUCCAUCAAGAGUUAUUAUAAAACUGUUAUAUCAGUAGAAAGUAGCAUUAUAUUUCAUGAAUUGUUUGUUACUUGUGGUAAGUAGCUUGCUUACCAAGCACAUGGUUCUGGGUUCAGUCCCACUGCGUGGCACCUUGGGCAAGUGUCUUCUACUAUAGCCUCGGGCUGACCAAAGCCUUGUGACUGGAUUUGGUAGUCGGAAACUGAAAGAAGCCCGUCGUAUAUAUAUAUGUAUGUGUGUCUGUGUUUGUCCCCCCCAACAUCUCUUGACAACCGAUGUCGGUGUGUGUUUACGUCCCCAUAACUUAGCGGUUCGGCAAAAGGGACCGAUAGAAUAAGUCCUGGGGUCGAUUUGCUCGACUAAAGGCGGUGCUCCAGCAUGGCCGCAGUCAAAUGACUGAAACAAGUAAAAGAGUAAGAGUAUAAUAGUUAUCUUUGGAACAAACCUAAGUAUGCUGUGAGGUUAAAACUUUGCAUUGCAACUGCAUAAUGGUUCCAAGACUGAUCUCAAUGUAUCGCACUUUCAACAAGUCUCCUACUGUAGCCUCAGGUUAAUCAAAGCCUUGAAUUUAGUUAUGUGGCAAUUGUGCAACAGCCUUUUGAGAAUGUGUGUAUAUGUUGUAAAUAUAUUUAUGUGUGAGAUAGGUGCAGACUUGACUAUUUGGGAAGAAGUUUGCUUCUGAACUACAUGGCACCUUGAUCAAGUGUCUUCUACUAUAGCUCUGGGCUGACCAAAGCCUUGUGAGUGGAUUUAGUAGAUGGAAAGUGAAAGAAGUCCAUUGUAUAUGUGAAUAUGAUGUGUGUGUGUGUGUGUUACUGUCCCCUUGCCUUGACUUUGUAUUGAUAGCUGUUUCCAAUUUUCCAUGAAAACAUGUAUGGUCAUGGUGGAAUAUUACCUUACUUGAAAACGGGUGAGGAAGGGUAUCCAGCUUUAAAAAUUCCAUCCAACCCAUGCGAGCAUGGAAAAAUUGGCAUUAAAACGAUGAUAUAUAUAUAUGUAUAUAGGAGAGAGAUAAAAAAAUAAUGUACCUCUUUUAUUGAUGCUUAACCCUUUUGUUACCAUAUUUUUGCUGAAAUACACUGCCUGUUUUUAAUUGAUUUUCACAUUAAUAAAGAAUUUAAUAAAAUAGCUUUGUCAUUAUUAAGUUGGUGUUUGGAACAUAUAAUUAACACAUUUAGAUAGAUGUUAUAAUGUAUAUUUUUUUGAAACAGCUAGUUUUUAAUCAUAGAGCCAAAAGCAGUGGAAAGAGAAUAAAAAAAAAACAGUGCUUAUAAAUAUGACUAUUGUGUAAUUUGCAAAGACAUUACCUUGUCAUUUUCACCAUCAGAAAUGCAAUAAACCAGUUAUUAGCUCAUUGGAAACUAAAGAUGCUAUGUUGCACCAGUUAGGAUAGAAAAUGUAAUUAAAAUAAACUUCCACGUUUAACACUCAGUAUUACAUUCAGUAAUUCAACGUCAACUAUUCAUAGCUUAACCACAUAUGGCUAAGUGGCUAAGGAGUUAAUUUUGCAACCAUGAGAUUCCAGGUUCAUUCCUCCUGCAUGGAACUUUAAGCAAAUGUAUUAGAGCUUCUGGUUGACCAAUACUUUGUGCGAUUCAAUAGCUGUAAAUUUUAAGUAUGCUGCAGAUGAUAAUAUAGCAUUGUACUCAUAAGUCUGUUCCUAAUACAGCUAAAACUAGAUCAAUGCAAUGCCUCGUUUUUUGGCUUCUUGUAGCAGUCCAUGUUCAUCAUAAAAAAGACCAGUGUUAGCUUUGAAUUAAUCCAACUAUUUGUCUCUCUGGUUCUCCCAGUUCAGAUUUACUUUCUACUUUGCUAAUCAUUGUUGCAAUUUCUGUGAUAGAUUGAGAGCAAUAAUAAACCAGAAAUUGCACAGGAAAUUGUAUUUUAUAUUUCAAAUUAUUUGAUUUUAUUUCAAUUCACAAUAUGUUGAGCAAGUGGUACCAACACAAAGGUUCAAAAUUGACAUUUUAUUUAUUAUUAUUAUUUUUUUUUUUGGUUAAAUUCCAGUUGUCAUUAAUAUGCCUGCCUUUUGUUUAUAAUGACAAAGCAGAUGAUUGUCACUUCAAGUUAAAUCAGCCCUAAUACAAACAUUACCAGACU
Octopus bimaculoides (California two-spot octopus) is the source of this 4512-nucleotide messenger RNA. RefSeq names its product metallophosphoesterase domain-containing protein 1. Gene Ontology annotation, molecular function: hydrolase activity. NCBI's taxonomy places the organism in Eukaryota, Metazoa, Mollusca, Cephalopoda, Octopoda, Octopodidae. The record is from RefSeq and is a predicted model, not a curated record.